ACACAAAUGGAUUCUAAGCAAAACCUGAAGCAGAUCAACGAGUCCAUUGAGAAAACCUUGGCCCUUAUUCAUCAACUUACCCUUACAGUCUCUAACUACGAUGAUGCUAUGCAAAUGCCACUUCUCCAACGCAUCAAUGGUCUUGUUGCAGAGCUUGACAACAUGAUGAAAUUGGCAGAAAACUGCAACAUUCAGGUUCCUAUGGAGGUUAUAAAGUUAAUUGAUGAUGGGAAGAAUCCAGAUUUAUUUACCCAAGAUGUUAUAAAUGACUGUAUUGCAAAGAAUCAGAUCACCAAAGGAAAAACGGAUGCUUUCAAGGGUUUUCGCAAGCAUCUAUUAGAGGAAUUAGAGCAAAACUUUCCUGAUGAAAUUGAGACAUUUAGAGAGAGUCGUGCUGUUUCUGCUGCGACACAGAGUGUAUCUGCUAACGGAGAUGCAACGCUUAAAGGAAAGCAUUGA
Vicia villosa (hairy vetch) is the source of this 459-nucleotide messenger RNA. Its product is annotated as mediator of RNA polymerase II transcription subunit 10b-like. The coding region runs from base 7 to 459 and encodes 150 amino acids. The record is from RefSeq and is a predicted model, not a curated record. NCBI's taxonomy places the organism in Eukaryota, Viridiplantae, Streptophyta, Magnoliopsida, Fabales, Fabaceae. The transcript has 5 exons. Gene Ontology annotation, biological process: positive regulation of transcription by RNA polymerase II. Gene Ontology annotation, cellular component: chromatin; mediator complex. Gene Ontology annotation, molecular function: transcription coregulator activity.